AUGGAGAGGUGGAUAGAGCACUACAGUAGCUCACAGGAGAUACUGCUGGUUGGGGAAGGCGACUUCUCAUUCUCUGCUUGCUUGGCUCGAGCUUUUGGCCACGCAUCAAACAUGGUGGCUACUUCUCUAGACUCCCAAGAAUCUCUGUGGGGAAAGCAUCCGAGUUGUGUGUCACACUUGAAUGAGUUGAGGCAGAGAGGAUGCCUAGUGUUACAUGAUGUGGAUGUGCAUGACAUGGACCUGCAUUACUUCCUGAGCUGGAAGAAAUUUGAUGUUAUCAUCUUCAACUUUCCUCAUGCAGGAUUUUACCCUGGGCUUGGUGAAAGUCAUUUUCAGGUCAUUGAGAUGCACAGGCAAUUGCUCAGAGGGUUUUUUGCGAGCGCCCAAGUGAUGCUUUACUCUGGUGGUGAAAUUCAUGUGACAACCAGGGAUGACUUCCCCUAUAAUACAUGGGAUGUGGAGGAACUUGCUGAUGAAGCAAGCCUGGUGUUGACAGAGAAAGUGUGGUUCGAAAAGUCUGACUACCCUGGCUAUCGCAAUAAGAGAGGCGGUAACAUUGACAGCAACAAGUCAUUUCCACUGGGAGAGAGCUACACCUUCAAGUUUGAAGUUGAAUCUGAUUAUGGGUAUUAGUUAGCAAUUAGCACUGAUGUGCUUCUGAGGUAAUAGACUUAAGGUGGUUUACUAAGGCCUAUGGAGAAAGGA
Molecule: messenger RNA, 705 nt
Organism: Fragaria vesca subsp. vesca
Lineage: Eukaryota; Viridiplantae; Streptophyta; Magnoliopsida; Rosales; Rosaceae
Exons: 3
Coding region: 1-633 (210 amino acids)
Biological process (GO): rRNA base methylation
Cellular component (GO): cytoplasm
Molecular function (GO): rRNA (uridine-N3-)-methyltransferase activity
Source: RefSeq, a predicted model, not a curated record